This is a messenger RNA of Candida dubliniensis CD36, 1002 nucleotides long. RefSeq lists its product as uncharacterized. NCBI's taxonomy places the organism in Eukaryota, Fungi, Ascomycota, Pichiomycetes, Serinales, Debaryomycetaceae. The transcript has a single exon. Bases 1 to 1002 code for a protein of 333 amino acids. The record is from RefSeq and is a predicted model, not a curated record.
AUGUCAUUACACAUCAGUCCUUUUUCUGUGGCAACUAACGCUCUUGUUCUUUCCUUAGCAGGUAUAACUUCUGGUCAAAACCUUGGUGGUCUCGAUACACCCCCUCAAGCAAAUACAGACACUACUACGGAUACCACCAAAACAACAGAAAACACUAGCAGUAUAUUGAUCAAAACAGAUGUGUCAAAUUCCCAAGACACUGCCGGUAAAACCACAGCGCAAAGUACCACCGAUCAAAAAGCUACUCAGGAUACAACCACAACACAAGGAACCUCGAAAGCAGAAAAAGAGUCCGCGGAUCAAACCAAAUCAUCGCAAACAGUUCAAACAACAAAAAUCACUCAAACCCAAAUAGAAACCUCAACUACUCAAGUGGUGGAAACUAUCCAGGCACUGUUGGGUGACACUACUCAUCAAAGCCAACAAGUAUUAACAAAACAAAGCACAAUUACUGCUGCUGGCACACAAACAACAUUGGUGACUCAAACAUUAGUAGUGGUUGAUGGCCAACUGCAAAAGCAUUCUACAGUUACUUUACAAAGUGCAAGUGAAGUGUCUCCAAUUACACCAAAUGAGUCAACAACCUUAUGGGGGGAGCCUUCCACCACUCAGUUGAGCAGUGGUUCCUUAGGCAAAUAUGGUGGUGCCACGCCCGUUACGGAAAAUGAGUCAACGACAAUCUGGUGGAUUCCAAGCACCCAAAUCACAUCUUCGACCACCUCUGGUAUUACAAGUGCCAAAGACAGUACACAAAGAAGUAAUAGUGGUUCUAGUACGAAAUCUUCUGGAGGAUCAAGCGACACAAAAAGUGUUUGGAUCGCUACUGCAGGUUCUGACUUUGCCUCCCAAUCAAAUUCUGAUUCAAAAUCAACUGCUUCACGUAAUAGCUCAUCGGAUGCUUCACGGCAAACAGGUAUGAUAGGUAGUAAAGACCUCACGUGGAAAAAGACAUUAUUGUGUGGUGGGGUUAUCGGUGUCAGCUUGAUACUUAAUUUAUUGUAG